AUGUUUUCCUGCCUGCGCUGCUCUAUGGCUAAAAAUGACUGCAACACCACGAUAUCUGGAGAUGCCAAAGUCGGCGACAUCUUUUGCAUGCGCGAGUCCCUGAGGACUCCCUUUGAAAAGAUUUUCGAAGAUGAAACAUUCGGUGAAGGAUAUUGCCCAAGAUCAUGCUCAACCUCUACUCUCCCGGACUGCAACACGCCAGGAUUGGGCAAAGACCGGCCUUGUCUCAUUAGCGAUGUGAGACAAAAAGAGGGCCUUGAACCCGCAUAUGAGAUUUAUGUCAUGGGCACUUUUGGUGGAGCCAGUCUCGCGGAACUUCCUUACAUCUAUCGUCAUUUCAGUCUCCCCGUGGCACCAAAUGGUCUACACGAAGAGCACAUACAUACCAUUCCGGGAUGGCGCGUCAAGCAUGGCAAUCACGGCCAAUUUCUGGUGGUAUAUGGUAUCGGCGCGAAGCAUCCUCCUCUGGUGCGCUGGCAUGCUAGGGGUUCUAACUUCGGCCUUCGUCGUACCGAGGCUGGGGUCAAGUUGAAGCAAAUCAGCAUCCGGAUGGUAAGGGAGUGGCGAGAAAUGAUCACCAGAAAAGACUGGAUGAUGAAAGCCGUUCGCAGAUCACCAAGGCUUAAAGGUUAUGCCACUGACCCGAAGUUGUUUACAAACAGAUAUUCCGUCCUCUCAAUUGACGAGGGCGAGCCUGACGACAUACCUGCCAACGAAGACGUGAAUCCACACUCUAAUUCCUGCAGCCCAUCGAUCGUUACAAGUGCAGCGUCUGCGACAACGGAGGACCUGAUAUUUUCCGCGGCGACAUCGGCUGCAGAGAUGGACGAAGGAGCUUCAGCAGCGGCUUCAUCCUGGCGUACUACGCCAUCACGGUCUAGAAGACCACGCGCCAAAGUCGUCGCGAGGAAGCAACGGGAAAGCUUUACUCCAUGGCUAAUACACGCUCACUCCGCAGAGCAACCUGACAAAUCGGGAUGCUGGGAAUGGAUGGAGAAGGAGAGGACCGGACAGUUGACUCAUAGCGAUAAGGACUUGAAUUUUGAGCUAUUCCUGCAAUAG
This is a messenger RNA of Postia placenta MAD-698-R-SB12, 1062 nucleotides long. RefSeq lists its product as hypothetical. Lineage: Eukaryota; Fungi; Basidiomycota; Agaricomycetes; Polyporales; Adustoporiaceae. Bases 1 to 1062 code for a protein of 353 amino acids. The record is from RefSeq and is a predicted model, not a curated record. The transcript is spliced from 7 exons.